AAAAGGCACCAAAUUGUAGGAAUACCCUAUGUGUGUUUGUCUAUGGUAAAGGGAGAGGAUAUGAAAUGUACCAUGGUUCUCAUGAUUUCCAAUAAAAUAGUUAAUGCAGUUAUAAUUAACUACUGUAAACUCAUAAUUAUUGAAUUGAUUUGUAUUUGCACCUUUCAGAUUGUUCAGAUUUCUGAUUGUUCCAAAUCAGUUCUAAAAAGAUCAGUGCCUUAGCCAGACCUAACAAACUCCUCACUGAGCAUGCCAAAGACAACAAUGGCAAAGUUGUUUUAGUUGAUAAAUGUAUAAAGAUCAAAUUAUAAUGAAUUAAUAUGACAUCUUCCAGAGUGUAAGAAGGUUUUAAAAUAUUUCUGUCAUUUUUUUAUUUUUCAUUCAUUCAUUUAUUUAUUUUGAUGUCACUGUUGCUUAAACCACGAUAUUAUAGUUGUAACAAUGACUAGGAAUGAACUAUGGUAUUUUGGGACCAUACUAUGGUGACCAUGGGCCUUUUAUUUUUAUUUUUUUUAUUUUUUUUGCAAGAAGGCGAUAGAAAACGACACUAAACCACACUUUAAUCCCAAUGUUUUCAAACCAGUAUUUUAAAAGGAGGUCUGAGGGCUAAACUCGACUUCCCAGAUACGGACUUCCGAGGAACGUAUAUAUAUAACCGCAGAAACAGCAGCCUACACUGUUAAUGUGUUCUUGCAGAAGCAUGCACGAGUGAGGUAGUAUAUUUCAUCUCGCGAUGAGUGAGCGCAAUCUGACCGUUGUGUGACACAGUCAUGAUGGCCGCCGUGCGUCGGUUUCUGGCUCUUCGAAACAAGUUCACCAGCUUCACAAAUAGUCCAAACAUUUACUUUAACAGCAGACAAUCAUUCAAGGGAAGAGCUGUUCUGAAAUGUGUAGGGACAGGUCUGUGUAUCACUCUCGGUGGAUUCGCUGUUUACUGCCAUCACAAUGCGACAUCGGAUCGGGGAUCCAAAGCGAGACGGCUGCAAGCAUUGAUUUCUCCGCUCCCAGCAGUAGCUGCAAAAGAGAAGACCAAUGCAUUGGCUGAAGAUGAGGUUUCGAUGUCAGCUCACGAGCGCAGGUUCAGACUCUUCAGCUCAUUGGAGUAUGACAGACAGCUUUACAUGACCCCCCUUGACUUUAUUGAGUCUGUCACUAUGAGUGAACCAAAGAAAAAAAGUUUUUGGAGAUCCCUCACAAAACAGGAUCUAGACAAGAUUAUAUCGGAUACACCACCAGUUUGGAAAGGAUCUUCCCGUCUUUUCAGAGACCUGCGGGAAAAAGGCAUCAUCGCUUACACAGAGUAUCUGUUUCUGCUUUGUAUUUUGACAAAGCCGCAUGCAGGUUUUAAAAUAGCUUUCAACAUGUUUGAUGCAGAUGGCAAUGAAAUGGUGGAUAAGAGGGAAUUUAUGGUGCUUGAGGAGAUAUUCCGAAAGAAAAAUGAAAAGAGAAAAGAGGGGGAAGAAGAUACUGACACUUCAUCUACACUGAGUGUGGAACUGUACGGAUAUCAAGGCUCUGUCAACAAAAAUGUACUUAAAAAAGAACAGCCUCAGUUUGAACCCAGAAGUUUCUGGGAUGUUCUAAGGCAUGGUGCAAGAAUAAUUGUCUUUUCAGAUCUGAUGGAGCACAAACCAGAAAAUGCCACCGACACAACCCUGCUGGUGCAUUUUUUUGGAAGAAAGGGCAAAAGUGAACUCAACUUUGAUGACUUCUACAGAUUCAUGGACAACCUGCAGACAGAAGUCCUUGAGAUUGAGUUCCUCAGCUAUUCUAAAGGAAUGACCACCAUCAGUGAGGAGGAUUUUGCUCGGAUCCUGCUGCACUACACCACAGUGGAGAACAUUGCUGGCUACCUUGAGAAUGUGCAUCAAAGCAUACCAGAUGAGAAGGGAGUCACCUUUGAAGAGUUUAGGUCCUUCUUUCAGUUCCUCAAUAACUUGGAGGAUUUUGCCAUUGCCAUGCAGUUGUACAACUAUGCAAAUCGCCCAAUUGGACAAGAUGAGUUUGCUCGUGCGGUCUAUGUCGCCACUGGUCUAAAGCUCUCAGGACACCUUGUGAACACCAUUUUCAAGAUCUUUGAUGUGGACCAUGAUGACCAGUUAAGCUACAAAGAGUUCAUUGGGAUUAUGAAGGAUCGGCUGCACCGUGGUUCUUGGGGAUACAAAGGUGAAGAGAGAUUCACAUCCUUUAAAGCCUGUAUGAAGAAGGAACUCACUAGCAAAUAGGUACACUUCCUGCUCAACUUCACAUCCUUAAUCAUCGCGGUGAAGGAAUCUCAAGUUGGUUUAAAGUUCUCAAUGAAUCAAUGCAAUUAUACCUGACCCGUUUCAAACUCUUAAGAAACAAACACUGCCAUAACUAGAUUAACAUGCUACCUCUUUGGUCUACUUUUAGAGCUUUGUCAGACCUUUUCUAAUCUCUUUAAAAGCCAUUAACUAAAAGAUAUAAUAGCCAUGACUUUUAUUUAUUAAGCAGGGUUAUUAAUUAAUGGUCUUACAAAUUUAAAUCCAGUGCCCACAUUUUGGGAUAGAUGAUGCUGCUUUAAUGGUUUGUAAAGACUCUCUAUUUUCAAAUGUUACUAACUAAAAUGUUUAAUUUUUUUCAGGAACUGUUGUUUUUCAGGAAUAUUGUGAAUAUGCCAUACUUGUAUUGUAAUGCUUUGUGCGGGGUUCCCACAGUCACUGAAAACUUGGAAGUGUCAGGGAAUUUUAAAAUCGUGUUUUCUAGGCCUGGAAAAAUCAUGGAAAUCAUUAAAGUCAUAUAAAUAUCUUUGAAUAAAUACACACACACACACACACACACACACACACACACACACACAGUAUGUCAUAUAAAUGUAAAAAAAUAUAAAUAAUAUGCAUUUUUUUAUAGUUAUUCUCUAAAAUAUUUUAUCGAGAGUAAAACUUGCUUGUAAGUCAUACUGAUAUCUGAAUUUUUAUUUUUAUUUUGUUAUUUUCAAUGAAUCGGUCAAACAUGUUCACAAAUUAAUUAAUCAUUCACAAACAAUUAUAGGGUCCUGGAAAAUUCUUAGAAAUGAUUUGAUCAAAAAGUGUGGGAACCCUGAUUGUGGCAUCCCACAAAACAUCCUCUUUAUUAUGUUGAACUGAAAAUGUCAAUGAUAAAAGUGCUGAAUUCUAAUGGAAUAUAGAGUUAUUGAAUAUCUAUUUAUUUAUAUCUAUUUUAUGUAAAGAAAAUGUUCUCCUGGGUUUUAAUGCUGAGAGACUGAAAAGUUUGUAUCUUUCCCUACUUUGGUGCUGCAUCAGUAACGCAUUGUUGAGUUUGAUUCUGUAUGAGAUAUAAGCCAGCUAAUCUUUCCUUACAAUGAGCACAUUGCUAACAGUUUCUCUGAGCUUGUCCACUACUCACCACCCAGAUCAGCUUACACAGGGUCUGACAGUACAGAGCCCACUGAGCAAUAAUUAUUCCUCAGUAAUCUUACAAUGUGCUGCACAUACAGAUCUCUCCUCUCCUCUUAUGAGUUGCUUUCUUUGUUGCUCCUUCACCUUGCAAAAAAUCAGAUGCAACAGAACUCUAAUAAUAUUAGAGGAGACACCUAAAUUAAAAUGUUUUAGGGAUAUGCCAUCAAUCUCUGUUAAUGUCAUUAUAACAGUUGGCCUGUCUCACUGAAUAUAACUGAAUGAUGCAUCAGGCUUUAGAAUAUUGACCAUGUUUUAUUAUUCACCUUUUUCAUUAGCUAUUUCAUAUCUUUCUUCUAGGCAAUUAAGGUAAAUUAUGUUUUCUUUUUGCAUAUGACAGUGUGCAUCUUCCAAUACUGCUGUCAAAAAUGAAGUAUGCUUUUUAUGCAUUAGUAUUCAGAUUGACUAGACAGUUUUAAUGACUUAUUUAA
Xyrauchen texanus (razorback sucker) is the source of this 3847-nucleotide messenger RNA. RefSeq names its product calcium uptake protein 3, mitochondrial-like. The coding region runs from base 771 to 2225 and encodes 484 amino acids. Lineage: Eukaryota; Metazoa; Chordata; Actinopteri; Cypriniformes; Catostomidae. Gene Ontology annotation, cellular component: uniplex complex. Gene Ontology annotation, molecular function: calcium ion binding. Gene Ontology annotation, biological process: mitochondrial calcium ion homeostasis; calcium import into the mitochondrion. The transcript has 15 exons. The record is from RefSeq and is a predicted model, not a curated record.